Molecule: messenger RNA, 564 nt
Organism: Striga asiatica
Lineage: Eukaryota; Viridiplantae; Streptophyta; Magnoliopsida; Lamiales; Orobanchaceae
Source: the annotation of a GenBank genome assembly
AUGCGUCACGUCCUUAGUGACGUCAAUCUUCUCACCUUUAGAAGGGACACCUGGCGCAUCCUCAUUGGCUCCCGUGUCCAUCGUCUUCCUACUCACAGUGUGAACCUCGGUAAACGCAUUGUCCACGUUUGUCGAAUCGAGUGCGGAGGUCUCCAUGAAGUAGAGCGACUCGCGCUCGGCAAAAGAGGUCCCGGCGUCAGUCGAGACGGCCACGAGGUGUCGGAGGUCGGAUUUGUUGCCGACGAGCAUCACGACCGUGCUCGGGUCCGUGUGGUCGCGAAGCUCUUUGAGCCACCGCUCGACGCUCUCGAACGUCGAGUGCCUCGUCACGUCGUAAACGAGGAGGGCGCCCACGGCCCCGCGGUAGUACGCGCUCGUGAUGGCACGACCGAACGCAAAAGGCAUCAGUUGCCCAAAAUUUCAACUUCAAUAAAAAAGGUAGCUUACGGGCUGCAGAAACUGGGAAGGGUUUCCAACAGUAAAACUUUACAAGUACAGAGGAUUAUGGGAUUAACGGCCAGCAAACUGUAUUUCCAACAUUUACUUAUGAUUAUUAGCCAAUAA